Messenger RNA from Ahaetulla prasina, 16076 nucleotides. RefSeq names its product AHNAK nucleoprotein (gene AHNAK). Gene Ontology annotation, molecular function: protein binding. Gene Ontology annotation, biological process: regulation of RNA splicing. Gene Ontology annotation, cellular component: nucleus; cytoplasm; costamere. NCBI's taxonomy places the organism in Eukaryota, Metazoa, Chordata, Lepidosauria, Squamata, Colubridae. The record is from RefSeq and is a predicted model, not a curated record.
CCCCACUCGCUUCGUUCCCGCGGCAGGGCUUCGUCAGGGAGCCCGCUGGCCAGGGCUCGGUCGCCGCCACCAGGAAUCCAGGAACCGGGUCGGGGUCUGGGGCGUUAUACCGGGACGGCGCCUGGAAUGGCCGUGCUGGGCAGCUGAAAGCCACGGACCGACAGGUUGUGAAGUUGGAACGAACAUUACCAAAAAGGAUCAGCAAGUGAGAAGUACUGAAUUCCUGGGGCGGAUCCUACCUGGAGCAAAGUCCUAGAAAGAUGGACAAGGAAGAGGAGAGUACGCGGGAGAUCCUACUCCCUGAUUGGCAAGACAGUGCUCAUGGUAUUACCAUCAAAGAGACGGAUGAAGGCGUCUUCGUGAAGCAGAUCCAACAGGACUCACCAGUCGCCAAGACAGGAAUUGUACAGGAAGGAGACCAGAUUGUGAGCGCAACCAUCUAUUUUGACAAUGUGCACUCAGGGGAGGUCUCGGAGCUCCUUAAAAACAUGGGUCAUCACACGGUGGGCCUGCGGCUACAGAGGAAAGGCGACCGCUCCCCGUUGCCAGGGCAGUCUGGUUCCUACGACGUGUUUCCUCCAAGGAGCCCAGAAGUUGUUUUGAGUGGAGAUGAUGAAGAGUACCAGCGGAUCUACACCACAAAAAUUAAACCUCGCCUUAAAUCAGAAGAUGGCACAGAAGUUGAGCAUGCAGGAACUCAAAGCAGGACCAUUACGGUCACCAAAAGGGUCACAGCUUACACUGUCGAUGUUACCGGCCAUGAAGGUGCCAAAGAGAUUGACAUCAGCAGUCCUGAGUUUAAGAUCAAAAUUCCUAAACAUGAACUUACCCAAAUUUCUAAAGCUGGAAUUGAACCGGAGCCUGGGAAAACUGUCAUCAAGAUCCCACACGUGGAUUCACCUGGGAUUACCAGCUAUGGAAAAUCCUCCCACGAAGGAGGGAAAUUUUAUGAUGUGACAUAUUCUGGACCAACUAUUGACUUGCCUUCCCGAAAAUUGGAGGCAGGUGUUCCCGAUACCCUUGUGGGGCAGCCAAAGGUGGGAAAAACUGAUAUCCAAGUCUCCAAUAUCAAGGGUAUAGGUUUGAGUGGUCAGGCAGACUUCAGCAGCCCUGAAAUCAAUGGGAAAACAGGGGACCGACUGCAAUUCGAUAUCAAAGGUCCUAAAAUUAAAGGAGAAUUGGGAGGGUUACAAGGCGCGGGGAUAAAAAUUCCUGCCUCAGGCAUUGAAGGCAAGACGACAAGUCCAGGUCUUGGUGAUGAAAGCAAAGGAAACCUUACAUUCCCUGCCAUGAGAAUGCCCAAAUUUGGAAUAUCAUCUCCAAGUGCUGACAUUGAAGUUCCUCAACUGGAUGCAACAGCUCCAUCUGUGACAAUCAAAGGCCCAGGAGGAUUUCCAGAGGGCCCCAAAGUUGCAAUCACAAGCAGGGGAAUACCAGAACCAAAAUUGGAUAUGGGUGUAAAAGGACUGGAUUUGAAAGGUGGGGUGAAAUCAAAGAUGGAUUUUGGGGCCUCAGACAUCGGACUUGAAGAGAGUGAAGACAAAUUUAAAAUACACCACAUGGAUAUUCCUAAAUUUUCUGUUUCAGGCCCUGCAGCAGAAAUCAAUGUUCCAAAAGGAGGGAUUGAGAUUAGUGGACAGACACCCAAAAUCUCUAUGUCAGAUAUUGACUUGAAUCUUAAAAGUCCCAAAGGAAAAGGAGCUACACAUAUUUCAGGGCCAAAGAUUGAAGGGGACUUGAAAGGGCCUAGUAUGAAUGUUGAGGGCACCAAUGUUGACCUUGGUGGACCACUCAAAGGUCCAAAGAUCUCAAUGCCCUCUGUGAAAACUACCCCAGUUGCUGUGCCAGAUAUUGACUUGAAUCUAAAAGGGACAUCAUUAAAGGGUGAUGUGGAUGUUUCUGGGCCCAAACUGGAAGGCGACCUGAAGGGCCCGCAAAUUGACAUCAAAGGCCCCAAAGUGGACAUUGCUGCUCCUGGCAUUGGCCUCAAAGGUCCUUCAGGUCAACUGAAAGGGCCUCAUGUCAAAACUCCACAAAUCUCCAUUCCAGACCUUGACCUAAAUUUGAAAGGCCCCAAAGUCAAGGGGGACAUGGGUGUUUCCAUACCAAGAGUGGAAGGAGAACUGAAGGGCCCAGCUGUGGACAUCAAGGCUCCAAAAGUAGACGUUGUUGCACCAGAUGUUGACCUUCAUGGCCCUGGACUCAAAAUGCCCAAAUUGAAAAUGCCCAAAUUUGGCGUGCCCAGCUUGAAACCUGUUGUUUCUGAUGUGGACAUUAGUCUUCCCCAGGGCAGCCUUGACAUAUCAGGUCCUAAAGUCGAUAUUGCAGCCCCAAGAUUGGAUAUUGAGGCACCAAAGAUUUCAGUUCCAGAUUUCGACCUGAACCUGAAAGGACCACCAUUAAAGGGUGACAUGGAUGUUUCUGUACCCAAAGUAGAAGGCAGCUGGAAGGGCCCACAGAUAGACCUCAAAGGCCCCAAAGUGGACAUUGCGGCUCCUGACAUUGGCCUCAAAGGUCCUUCAGGUCAACUGAAAGGGCCUCAUGUCAAAACUCCACAAAUCUCCAUUCCAGACAUUGACCUAAAUUUGAAAGGUCCCAAAGUCAAGGGUGACAUGGGUGUUUCCAUACCAAGAGUGGAAGGAGAACUGAAGGGCCCAGCUGUGGACAUCAAGGCUCCAAAAGUAGACUUUGUUGCACCAGAUGUUGACCUUCAUGGCCCUGGACUCAAAAUGCCCAAAUUGAAAAUGCCCAAAUUUAGCAUGCCCAGCUUGAAAGGUGAAGUUCCUGAUGUGGACAUUAGUCUUCCCCAGGGCAGCCUUGACUUCUCUGGUCAAAAAGUCGAUAUUGCAGUCCCAGGAUUACAUGUUGAGGCACCAAAGUUUUCAGGUCCAGAUGUUGAACUGAGCCUGAAAGGGCCAUCAUUAAAGGGUGAUGUGGAUGUUUCUGUGCCCAAAGUAGAAGGCAGCCUGAAGGGCCCACAGAUAGACCUCAAAGGCCCCAAAGUGGACAUUGUGGCUCCUGGCAUUGGCCUCAAAGGUCCUUCAGGUCAACUGAAAGGGCCUCAUGUCAAAACUCCACAAAUCUCCAUUCCAGACCUUGACCUAAAUUUGAAAGGCCCCAAAGUCAAGGGGGACAUGGGUGUUUCCAUACCAAGAGUGGAAGGAGAACUGAAGGGCCCAGCUGUGGACAUCAAGGCUCCAAAAGUAGACGUUGUUGCACCAGAUGUUGACCUUCAUGGCCCUGGACUCAAAAUGCCCAAAUUGAAAAUGCCCAAAUUUGGCGUGCCCAGCUUGAAACCUGUUGUUUCUGAUGUGGACAUUAGUCUUCCCCAGGGCAGCCUUGACAUAUCAGGUCCUAAAGUCGAUAUUGCAGCCCCAAGAUUGGAUAUUGAGGCACCAAAGAUUUCAGUUCCAGAUUUCGACCUGAGCCUGAAAGGACCACCAUUAAAGGGUGACAUGGAUGUUUCUGUGCCCAAAGUAGAAGGCAGCUUGAAGGGCCCACAGAUAGACCUCAAAGGCCCCAAAGUGGACAUUGUGGCUCCUGACAUUGGCCUCAAAGGUCCUUCAGGUCAACUGAAAGGGCCUCAUUUCAAAACUCCACAAAUCUCCAUUCCAGACAUUGACCUAAAUUUGAAAGGUCCCAAAGUCAAGGGGGACAUGGGUGUUUCCAUACCAAGAGUGGAAGGAGAACUGAAGGGCCCAGCUGUGGACAUCAAGGCUCCUAAAGUAGACAUUGUAUCACCAGAUGUUGACCUUCAUGGCCCUGGACUCAAAAUGCCCAAAUUGAAAAUGCCCAAAUUUGGCGUGCCCAGCUUGAAACCUGACGUUCCUGAUGUGGACAUUGGUGUUACCCAGGGCAGCCUUGACUUCUCUGGUCCAAAAGUCGAUAUUGCAGCCCCAGAAUUGGACUUUGGAGCACCAGAAGGCAAAAUUAAAGGUCCUAAAGUCAAGAUGCCAGGAUUACAUGUUGAGGCACCAAAGGUUUCAGUUUCAGAUGUUGACCUGAGCCUGAAAGGGCCAUCAUUAAAGGGUGAUGUGGAUGUUUCUGUGCCCAAACUAGAAGGCAGCUUGAAAGGCCCACAGAUAGACCUCAAAGGUCCCAAAGUGGACAUUGUGGCUCCUGACAUUGGCCUCAAAGGUCCUUCAAGUCAACUGAAAGGGCCUCAUGUCAAAACUCCACAAAUCUCCAUUCCAGACAUUGACCUAAAUUUGAAAGGCCCCAAAGUCAAGGGGGCCAUGGGUUUUUCCAUACCAAGAGUGGAAGGAGAACUGAAGGGCCCAGCUGUGGACAUCAAGGCUCCAAAAGUAGACAUUGUUGCACCAGAUGUUGACCUUCACGGACCUGGACUCAAAAUGCCCAAAUUGAAAAUGCCCAAAUUUGGCGUGCCCAGCUUGAAACCUGACGUUCCUGAUGUGGACAUUGGUGUUACCCAGGGCAGCCUUGACUUCUCUGGUCCGAAAGUCGAUAUUGCAGCCCCAGAAUGGGACGUUGGAGCACCAGAAGGCAAAAUUAAAGGUCCUAAAGUCAAGAUGCCAGAAAUGCAUGUCAAAGGUCCUAAAAUCUCCAUGCCAGACACUGAUUUGAAUCUAAAGGGGCCCAAACUCACAGGAGACAUUGAUGUUUCUAUUCCAAAAUUAGAAGGUGAUAUAAAAGGUCCAGAAAUUGAUAUCAAAGGUCCAAAGUUAGAUAUUGAAGCACCAGAUGUUGACCUACAUGGACCAGAAGGGAAAUUGAAGAUGCCAAAAUUCAAAAUGCCUAAGUUUGGAAUACCCAGCUUCAAAGGAGAAAGUCCGGAUAUGGAUUUAAACCUCCCCAAAGCAGAGCUUGAUGUUUCUGUUCCAACAGUUGACGUAGCAGCACCAAGUUUGGACAUUGAAGGCCCAGAAGGAAAACUAAAAGGAUCCAAAUUUAAGAUGCCUGAGUUUAAUAUUCAUGCACCAAAGAUAUCAAUGCCAGAUGUUGAUUUGAAUCUAAAAGGGCCAAAAUGGAAAGGGAAUGCAGAUAUUUCUGGACCAAAAAUAGAAGGUGAAUUUAAGGGACCCCAGGUUGAUAUUGAAGGUCCUAAACUAGAUGUUGAUAUCCCUGAUGUAGAGCUGGAAGGGCCUGAAGGAAAAAUUAAAGGAUCCAAAUUCAAAAUGCCAAAACUGAAUAUUAAAGCUCCCAAAAUCUCUAUGCCAGAUGUAGAUCUGAAUCUCAAAGUCCCCAAAACGAAGGGUGAAAUGGAUGUAACGGUUCCAAAACUAGAAGGAGAUCUGAAAGGACCCAAUCUUGCUGCACCAAAAUUGGAUAUAGAUCUCCCAGAUGUUGAACUUGAAGGCCCAGAAGCCAAGUUGAAGAUGCCCAAAAUGAAGCUACCAAAAUUUGGAACACCUGGGUUGAAAGGAGAGGGUCCUGAUGUUAAUGUGAGCCUUCCCAAAGGAGAUUUGGAUGUUUCAGGGCCAAAAAUAGAUAUUGAUAUGCCAAGUGUGGACCUUGAAGGCCCAGAAGGAAAACUGAAAGGUCCAAAGUUUAAAAUGCCUGAAAUGCAUUUCAAAACACCCAAAAUCUCCAUGCCAGAUAUUGACUUUGAUUUGAAAGGUCCAAAAGUGAAAGGUGAUAUGGAUGCUUCUAUUCCAACACUAGAAGGAGAAUUCAAGGGACCCAGCGUUGAUAUCAAGAGGCCUACAGUAGAGCUAAGUGGUCCAGACAUUGAUCUCCAGAGUGAGGGGAAACUAAAAAUGCCAAAAUUGAAGAUGCCAAUUUUUACUGUUUCAAGCCCAAAACUAGAAAGUCCUGAUGUAGAUCUAAGUUUGCCAAAGGGAGAAAUUGACAUCUCAGGUCCAAAGAUAGAUGUGGAAGCUCCAGAACUUGAUAUUGAAGGUCCUGAAGGAAAGCUGAAAGGUUCAAAAUUUAAGAUGCCAAAACUAAAUAUCAAAGCACCGAAGAUCUCCAUGCCUGAUGUAGACUUGAACAUUAAAGGACCUGGAGCGAGAGGACAGAUGGAUGUAACUGUACCAAAUAUUGGAGGCAAUCUUGAAGGACCUCAGAUUGAUAUAAAGUCUCCUAAACUGGAUGUGGAAGACAUUCACUUAGAAUGUCCAGAAGGAAAAGUGAAAGGGCCCAAAUUUAAGAUGCCUGAAAUGCACAUCAAAGCUCCAAAGAUUACUAUGCCAGAUGUUGAUUUCAACUUGAAAGGUCCAAAGCUGAAGGGAGAUGUUGAUGUUUCUGUCCCAAAGCUGGAAGGUGACCUGAAAGCCCCAGAUUUAGAUCUCACAGGUCCCAAAGUGGACAUUGAUGCACCUAAUGUUGAACUUCAUGGACCAGAAGGAAAGUUGAAGAUGCCCAAAUUCAAAAUGCCCAAAUUUGGAAUGCCCAGCUUCAAAGGGGAAGGUCCAGAUGUGGAUGUAAGCCUCCCCAAAGGAGAUCUCGAUCUUUCUGGUCCAAAGUUGAAAGGAGAUGUCGAUGUUUCUGUCCCAAAACUGGAAGGAAAUUUGAAAGGCCCAAGUGUGGACCUUGAAGGUCCUGAAGGAAAACUUAAAGGUCCUAAGUUUAAGAUGCCUGAAAUGCAUUUUAAUGUUCCUAAAAUCUCUAUGCCUGAUAUAGAUUUGAACUGGAGGAAACCUAAAGUAGAAGCCGAUGUAUCUAUACCAACAGUGGAGGGGGAUUUGAAAGGCCCAAGUGUGGACAUCAAAGGUCCCAAACUAGAUAUUGAUGUCCCUGAUGUUGACAUUGAGGGACCAGAAGGGAAAUGGAAAGGGCCCAAAUUUAAGAUGCCUGAAAUGAACAUCAAAGCUCCCAAAAUUUCCAUGCCAGAGUUUGACUUGAAUUUGAAAGGUCCUAAAAUGAAGGGAGAUGUGGAUGUGGAUGUUUCUGUGCCGAAGCUAGAGGGGGAUAUUAAGGGGCCAGAACUCGAUAUUAAAGCACCCCAAUUAGAUAUUAAUGCCCCUGAUAUAAGUAUGGAAGUACCAGAGGGAAAGAUAAAAGGUCCUAAAUUUAAGAUGCCCGAAAUGCACAUGAAAACUCCAAAGAUCUCUAUGCCAGAUUUUGACUUGAACCUCAAAGGUCCAAAAGUAAAGGGAGAUGUGGAUGUUUCUCUUCCCAAACUGGAAGGAGAUAUGAAAGGUCCAGAUGUGGAUAUCCGGGGUCCCAAAUUGGACAUUGACGCACCGGAUGUAGAAAUUGAAGGUCCUGAAGGAAAGUGGAAGAGUCCCAAGUUUAAGAUGCCCGAAAUGAACAUCAAAGCUCCCAAAAUCUCCAUGCCAGACUUCGACUUGAACCUCAAAGGUCCCAGAGUGAAAGGAGAUGUGGAUGUCUCCGUACCGAGCUUGGAAGGUGAUCUGAAGGGCCCCGACAUUGACAUCAAAGGGCCCAAGCUAGACGUUGACGUUCCAGAUGUUGAUCUUGAAGGUCCUGAAGGGAAGUGGAAAAGUCCCAAGUUUAAGAUGCCUGAAAUGAACAUCAAAGCUCCUAAAAUCUCUAUGCCAGACUUCGAUUUGAACCUGAAAGGACCUAAAGUGAAAGGUGAUGUGGAUGUUUCUGUUCCAAAGUUGGAAGGUGACCUGAGAGGCCCUGAUGUGGACAUUCAAGGCCCUAGAGUGGACAUUGACAUGCCCGAUGUUGAUUUGCAUGGUCCAGAGGGUAAAAUCAAGCUGCCCAAAUUUAAAAUGCCCAAGUUUGGGAUGCCUGGAUUUAAAGGAGAAGGUCCUUCAGUGGAUGUGACCAUGCCCAAGGGAGAAGUGGAUAUAUCUGGUCCCAAACUAGAUAUUGAAACACCUGAUCUGGAAAUCGAACACCCAGAAGGAAAACUGAAAGGCCCCAAAAUGAAGAUGCCGGAAAUGCAUUUUAACGUCCCCAAAAUCUCAAUACCAGAUAUUGAUUUGAAUUUGAAAGGCCCAAAACUCAAAGGAGAUGUAGGAGGGGACAUUAAAGGACCAGACAUUGCAUUGAAAGGACCUGAUGUCGAACUGGAGACUCCAAAAGUAGAGAUUGAAGCAAAACCAAAGAAAUCAAGAUUUAAACUUCCCAAGUUCAAUUUUUCUGGCCCCAAACUUCAUACACCUGAAGUUGAUGUGAAGGUUAAGAAACCAGAUGUUGAUAUCUCAGGACCAAAAGUGGGUGUUCAGAGUCCAGAUGUGGAUAUCCAAGGAAAAGCAAAAGGUUCUAAAUUUAAAAUGCCAUCAUUGAAUAUUUCCUCCCCUAAGGUCUUUAUGCCUGAUGUGGAACUAAAUUUGAAAGGGCCUAAAUUAAAAGGAGACCUGAAUGUUUCUGCACCAAGCUUGGAAGGAGAUUUGAAAGCCCCUGAAAUUGAUAUCAAAGGCCCCAAGAUCGAGGUUGGUACACCAGAAGUUGAUCUUCAUGGCCCUGAAGGCAAACUCAAAAUGCCUAAGUUUAAAAUGCCCAAAUUUGGAAUCCCAGGCAUCAAAGCAGAAGCUCCCGAUGUGGAUGUAACCCUUCCCAAAGCUGAUUUUGACCUGUCGGGCCCCAAAGUGGACAUUGAAACGCCUGACCUAGAAGGACCAGAGGGGAAGCUGAGAGGUCCGAGAAUUAAGAUGCCAGAAAUGCAAAUCAAAACUCCGAAAAUCUCAAUGCCAGACAUAGACCUGAAUCUGAAAGGCCCAAAAUUGAAAGGAGACAUCGAUGUCUCUGUGCCAAAGUUGGAGGGCCCUGACGUUGAUAUCAAAGGUCCAAAAGUAGAUGUUGACCUUCCAGAUGUUGACCUUGAAGGCCCAGAAGGAAAACUGAAAGGGCCCAGGUUUAAGAUGCCUGACAUGCACUUUAAGACUCCCAAAAUUUCCAUGCCAGAUUUUGACUUAAACCUGAAAGGACCCAAAUUAAAAGGUGACGCAGAUGUGACCUUCCCAACAUUGGAAGGUGAUCUAAAGGGCCCAGAGGUUGAUAUCAAAGCACCUAAACUUGAUGUAGAUGUUCCUGAUAUUGAACUGGAGGCCCCAGAAGGAAAAUGGAAAGGACCCAAAUUUAAGAUGCCGGACAUGAACAUCAAGGCACCUAAAAUUUCAAUGCCAGAUGUGGAUUUCAACUUGAAAGGACCUAAACUCAAGGGAGAUGUGGAUGUCUCAACUCCAGGAAUGCAAGGAGAACUUAGAGGACCAGAUGUGGAUAUCAAAGGUCCAAAGCUGGACAUUGAUGUCCCAGAUGUUGAUCUACAUGGACCAGAAGGAAAACUGAAGAUGCCAAAAUUCAAGAUGCCCAAGUUUGGCAUGCCUGGUUUCAAAGGAGAAGGUCCAGAUGUGGAUGUAAGCCUCCCUAAGGGAGAUCUCGAUGUUUCUGGUCCCAAGGUUGAACUUGAAGGACCAAGCUUGGACAUUGAAGGCCCAGAAGGAAAAGUGAAAGGGCCCAAAUUUAAGAUGCCUGAAAUGCACUUCAAGACCCCAAAGAUCUCAAUGCCCGAUAUUGAUCUCAACCUCAAAGGUCCAAAGAUGAAGGGAGAUGUGGAUGUUUCUGUUCCUAAGCUAGAAGGUCCAGAUGUGGAUAUCAAGGGACCCAAAUUGGACAUUGAUGCACCUGAUGUAGAAAUUGAAGGUCCUGAAGGGAAGUGGAAAAGUCCCAAGUUUAAGAUGCCCGAAAUGAACAUCAAAGCUCCCAAAAUCUCCAUGCCAGACUUUGACUUGAACCUCAAAGGUCCCAGAGUGAAAGGAGAUGUGGAUGUCUCCGUACCGAGCUUGGAAGGUGAUCUGAAGGGCCCCGACAUUGACAUCAAAGGGCCCAAGCUAGACGUUGAUGUUCCAGAUGUUGAUCUUGAAGGCCCAGAAGGGAAGUGGAAAGGACCCAAAUUUAAGAUGCCUGAAAUGAACAUCAAAGCUCCCAAAAUCUCCAUGCCAGACUUUGAUUUGAACCUGAAAGGUCCAAAAGUGAAAGGAGACUUGGAUGUCUCAGUUCCAGAGGGUGAUUUGAAAGGCCCAGAAAUUGACAUCAAAGGUCCAAAGCUAGAUAUCGAUGCUCCAGAUGUUGAACUACAUGGUCCAGAAGGAAAACUCAAAAUGCCCAAGUUCAAGAUGCCCAAGUUUGGCAUGCCCAGCUUCAAAGGGGAAGGGCCAGAUAUGGAUGUAAGCCUCCCAAAAGCAGACCUUGACAUUUCGGUCCCCAAAGUUGAACUGGAAGCACCAUGUAUGGACAUUGAAGGCCCAGAAGGAAAAGUGAAAGGACCCAAAUUUAAGAUGCCUGAGGUGCACUUCAGGACCCCAAAGAUCUCCAUGCCCGAUAUUGAUCUGAACCUCAAAGGUCCAAAGAUGAAGGGAGAUGUGGAUGUGUCUGUUCCUAAGCUAGAAGGUGGCCUAAAAGGGCCAGAUGUGGAUAUCAAAGGUCCCAAAGUGGACAUUGAUGCACCUAAUGUUGAACUUCAUGGACCAGAAGGAAAGUUGAAGAUGCCAAAAUUCAAAAUGCCCAAUUUCGGAAUGCCCAGCUUCAAAGGGGAAGGUCCAGAUGUUGAUGUAAGCCUCCCCAAAGGAGAUCUUGAUGUUUCUGUCCCAAAAGUUGAACUUGAAGCUCCAUGUUUAGACAUUGAGGGCCCAGAAGGAAAAGUGAAAGGGCCCAAAUUUAAGAUGCCUGAAAUGCACUUCAAGACCCCAAAGAUCUCCAUGCCCGAUAUUGAUCUGAACCUCAAAGGUCCAAAGCUGAAGGGAGAUGUGGAUGUUUCUGUUCCAAAGCUAGAAGGUCCAGAUGUGGAUAUCAAGGGACCCAGAUUGGAUAUUGAUGCACCAGAUGUAGAAAUUGAAGGUCCUGAAGGAAAGUGGAAAAGUCCCAAGUUUAAGAUGCCUGAAAUGAACAUCAAAGCUCCCAAAAUCUCCAUGCCGGACUUUGACUUGAACCUCAAAGGUCCCAGAGUGAAAGGAGAUGUGGAUGUCUCCGUACCGAGCUUGGAAGGUGAUCUGAAGGGCCCCGACAUUGACAUCAAAGGGCCCAAGCUAGACGUUAAUGUUCCAGAUGUUGAUCUUGAAGGCCCAGAAGGGAAGUGGAAAGGACCCAAAUUUAAGAUGCCUGAAAUGAACAUCAAAGCUCCCAAAAUCUCCAUGCCAGACUUUGAUUUGAACCUGAGAGGUCCAAAAGUGAAAGGAGAUGUGGAUGUUUCUGUGCCAAAGUUGGAAGGUGACCUGAAAGGCCCUGAUGUGGACAUUAAUGUUCCUCAGAUAGAUCCUCCUGACAUUGAUAUUAAAGGACCCGAAGGCAAAAUGAAAGGCCCUAAAUUUCAGAUGCCUGAAUUUAACAUCAAGGCCCCCAAAAUCGCCAUGCCAGAUAUGGACUUCAACCUCAAAGGCCCUAAACUGAAAGGAGAUGUUGAUCUAGAAGUAUCUGCUCCCAAAAUAGAUACUGAUUUGAAGGGGCCAGAUCUUGAUAUCAAGGGCCCUAAGCUGGAUGUCUCCGUACCUGAUUUGGAAUUGCAAUGUCCUGAGGGAAAACUCAAAGGGCCCAAGUUUAAGAUGCCUGAAAUGAACAUCAAAGCUCCCAAAAUCUCCAUGCCGGACUUUGAUUUGAACCUCAAAGGUCCCAAAAUGAAAGGAGAUGUGGAUGUCUCCGUACCGAGCUUGGAAGGUGAUCUGAAGGGCCCCGACAUCGACAUCAAAGGGCCCAAGCUAGACGUUGAUGUUGGAGGUCCUGAAGGAAGUUGGAAAGGUCCCAAAAUUAAGAUGCCUGAAAUGAACAUCAAAGCUCCCAAAAUCUCCAUGCCUGAUGUACAGUUUGGUAUGAAAGGUGAUGUCUCUGGACCAAAACUCAUAGGAGAUUUGAAAGGUCCUGAAAUUGAUGUUGCUGCUCCCACUGUUGAUAUCCACGGUCCGGAUGGAAAAGUAAAAUUACCCAAGAUGAAGCUUCCCAAAUUUGAUAUCCCUGAGUUCAAAGGAGAAGGACCUCAGUUGGACGUCAACCUGCCUGAAGGAGAGUUGAAAGUAUCGGGUUCGGAUGUGAAAAUUGAAGCUCCAACUUUGGACGUCAAAGGGCCAGAAGGACAAUUGAAGGGCCCUGCGGUGAAGAUGCCAGAAAUGCAUUUCAAAACACCUCAGAUCUCCAUGCCGGAAAUUGACUUAAAUCUGAAAGGUCACAAGGUGAAGGGUGAUGUGGAUGUCUCCAUUCCAGGAAUGGCCAUCCAAGGACCAGGAAUUGAAGCUAAAGGUCCAGAGAUUGACUUGGAAUGUCCGGAUGUGAACGUUGAAGGGCCGGAGGGCAAUGUUAAACUCCCCAAAUUUAAGAUGCCAAAAUUUGGGUUUGGAGCAAAGAGCCCGAAGGCUGACGUGAAAUCUCCCACUUUGGACGUGUCUCUUCCAGAAGCUGAGCUGAACGUUGAGUCGCCAGACGUUGCCAUUUCUGCCAAAGGGAAAAAAAGCAAAUUCAAAAUGCCCAAAAUCCACAUGAGCGGACCUAAAGUCAAAGGCAAGAAGGGUGGUUUUGAUGUGAGUGGAGAAAUGGACGCCAAUCUGAAAUCACCGGAUUUGGACGGAAGCCUCUCGGUUCCAGAAGCCUCCCUGAAAGCAGAUGCCAACAUCAAAUCCCCCAAGGGAAAGAAACCAGUCUUUGGAAAACUCUCGUUUCCUGAUGUUGAGUUUGAUAUCAAAUCGCCCGUGUUCAAGGCCGAUGCUUCUAUGCCUAAGGUGGAAGGAGAGGUCAAGAUGCCAGGAAUAGAUGUGACGUCACCCAGUCUGAAAUCACCCAGUCUUGAAGCUUCCGUUCCCAGCGGAAGCGUUAACAUUGGCGGCCCCGAUAUUGGUCUUAAGGCCCCCGAGUUCAAGCUCUCGGGUGAAAGCAUUGGCCUGGCUGGUCCCAAAUUGGAAGGAGAUCUGAGAAUCCCCAGCGCUGAAGCCAACCUCACCAUUCCUGACAUCAACCUGAAAGGUCCAUCAGUCAACGUGCCUUCUGCGGAUGUUUCCGCACCUUCCAUCUCUGCCCCUGGUGUCGAUCUUCAUUUGAAAGGACCAAAGCUGAAAGGGGAUGUUGAUCUCCCAAGUGCCGAAAUCCAAGGCCCAGGAGGGAAGCUGAAAUUCCCCAAGUUCAGCUUGCCCAAAUUCGGGAAGCCAGGGGUGAACCUGGAAGGGCCGGAUGUAGACAUUCAAGGACAGAUGCCCUCUGCACACCUUGAUGUCUCUCCCCCACGAAUUGGAGGAGAGGCAAGCAUUCCUGAAAUGGACGUGAACCUGAAAGGACCAAAGCUAGGAAAAGACCUGGGUUUUUCUGGUGAGAUUAAAGCUCCAAAGAUGGAUAUUGGCAUGCCAGAUGUUGGCGUUGGUGGAUUCGAAGGGACGUUUCAGAUGCAAAAGCCUUCGGGUCUAGAUGUCAAUCUAACAGCUCCAGAUUUUGACAUGAGAGGGCCGAAAGUGAAGAUGACUUCGGAAGGAGGCAUCUCUGGACCUGAGAUGGACAUCAAUCUGAAAGGACCAAAGAUCAAAGGAGAUCUCGGCAUUUCUGGUAGCAUGACAUCUCCCAAGGUGGAAGGCUCUGGAGGUGGAGUUAAACUUCCCUGCAUGAAACUUCCUCAGUUUGCUAUCGCUGGUGAGGGAGGCGGCAUUUCAGGACCACAGAUCAAAGGACCUGAAGCUGGCUUUGAUUUGAACAUGAAAGGACCAAGUUUGAAAGGAGAUGCCCAGUUUGCUACCGACUUGAAAGGUCAACACGUUGGACUGGAAAUGCCAGGCAUGAAGGUUUCUGGCCUGGACUUGGACAUUGGGACCCCGGAUAUCUGUCUGAGAGGACCUUCCCUCAAUGUCUCAGGUCCAAAGGUUUCUGGGCCAGAUUUUGAGGUCAAUCUGAAAGGGCCCAAGGCCAAAAUGCCAGAGCUACAUGUGGGCGCCAAAGGAACAGGGGACCUUCACUUUUCUGGACCAAAGAUAGGGGGUGAUCUCAGCGGUCCCAAAUUAGGUAUCAAAGGUCCUUCUAUUGGGAUGGAUGCUCCACAAGGCCAUUUAGAAAGUUCAACUGGGAAGGUCUACUUCCCUAAAAUGAAAAUGCCAAAAUUUGUGGUAGCAGGGCAGGAACCGAUGGGAAGGGAAGUCGGGGUCGAUGUUGACUUUCCCCAACCGCCACAAGCGAGUCUUCACGUUGAGGCAGGGACGGUUGAGCUGGAAGAACCUGACCUGAAAUUGAAGAAAUCCAAAAUCAAAAUGCCUAAGUUUGCCUUCUCCAAACCCAAAGCCAAGGGAAGUGUGGGCUCUCCAGAAGUUUCAACAUCUGGGGCCGGAGUUGAAGGAGAGCUCAAAGCAAGUUUAGGGUCCUUAGAAGGUGAGGUGGAAGUAGGGGAAGCCGCCGCCUCGCCCAAAGGAAAGUUCUCCUUCUUUAAGACCAAAAAGUCUCGGCACCGGUCAUCCUCCUUUAGCGACGAGCACUCCUCGCACUCCACCCCGACCGGCACGCUGGAGCACGAAGGAGACAAAGGCAAGCACGCCAAGCUCAAAUUUGGCACUUUUGGCGGGAUAGGGUCGAAAAGCAAAGGGUCUUACGAGGUCACUGGAAGCGACGACGAGGCAGGGAGAACACAAGGCAGCGGAGCCUCCCUGGAGUCCAAAAAAUCUCGACUGUCCUCGUCCUCCAGUAACGAAAGCGGGACGAAAGCCGGCUUCCGAGUGCCGGUGGUCGAGUUGACGGUGGCGAAAAAGAAAGAGUAGUCCAGGAAAACGCUCGUGUACAUAACACCCCCUUUCCUGUACAUAAUGUCCCUCUCGCCCCAUCGCCCUCUCCUUCUCCCUCUGUAUAUAUAUAUUUUUCCACACACCCCAGCUUCAAAUACUUUGCAAUGAAACAGGUGAUCUACAGUGAAAUAAUCGGGUUUUGAGAGCAAAGUGAUUCCUGUUUUACUGUGAAUAGGGCAGGUUCCACUGAAAAGAUUUCUAUCUUCCAGAGAUCUAAAUCGAUUCCAAACUGAAACAGCCGCAUCCGUGGUCAUCUAGGGCUGAUGGCGAGCAGUUUAUGCGUAUCGUCGGCAUGAUUUUUCACGGUGCGGCCACGACAUUCGGCAUUGUGGAGCCCACCAGACAUUGCUGGCGACAUAAAUACCUCUAAAUUCUUCCCAAGCAGUCGUGGCUGCAUUGCAGCAAAAACACGGCGUAUUUCUUUCUUUUUUAAAAAGAAAAAAGAAAAACUUUUUUAAAAAAGAGAAAAAAUAAUUUUUUUUAAAAAUUUUUUUUUUAAAAGAAUUGUUAAAAAAAACACUUUUUUUUUAAAAAGCAGCAGAUGCCUUAAAACAAACAGCGGCGUGUUCGAUCGGCUGUAUCAGUUUGAAUUCAGUCAAUCUAAAAAAAAUUCCUCCAGACAUAACAGAUAAGCAAACGGGCGGGUUUUUUUUGUUUUUUGUUUUUGCAGACGGAGAAGUGAUGAAUUUUUGAAAAAGCCUGGAUUAUGUGAUAUUUAAAGCUGUGCCGUAAGGAAGAUAGAUGUACAGUUUUUUUGGGGAGUAUUUUGGACGAUUUCUCUCUUCUGUUUGGGCCUAGGAUUGUGCUUUGUAUGCUACAAGAGCUUUACGUUUACCUAAGCAAGCUUUGAUUGAGAUAUAUUAUAUAUAUAUUUCAAUUCACUGAAUAUCUUCAGUGUUGAUCCAUGGAAAUGUGUUAAUUUUAACUACUAGGGGUUUAUUAUUAUAAUUAUUAUUUUUUUGCUUUUACCUGCAGGGGGCUAAAAUGUUUUAUCCUUUAAAAUUAUGGAUAUAUGAAAAAAAAACACUGCACAUAUACAGAAAGCAAGUAAGAUAUAUCACAUUUGGGCCUUUUUUUUGCAACAAAAAUGACUUUUUCAUUUGUUUGAUAAAACGACUAAACCGACUUCAACCAAAUAUCCACAUGUAAUUUAUUUGUUGCUCAAAAGACGCAUUGCUGUUGCAAAACAAUUCAAGCCAAAAGUCCUUAACGACGUCAUCUUAAUUGUUUCUGUAUAUUUCUUAUUUUUGUAAAAGAAAAGAAGUUCUCUUAGCUGAGGAACAAAUAUUUUUGUCAUUAAUUCCUCCCGACAGAUGCAAAUUGUUAUCCUUUUGUCAUUAACUGUACCUUGAUUAUAAAACAAAACAAAUACAAAGAAAACUAUUUUUCAGCACUUUAAUGGCAAAUUAAUUGAGAAUGUAUGGAAACCGAUCUUGUAAAAUGCAAAUAAACUGUUUAUUAACCUUUUAA